Molecule: messenger RNA, 2282 nt
Organism: Passer domesticus (house sparrow)
Lineage: Eukaryota; Metazoa; Chordata; Aves; Passeriformes; Passeridae
Product: zinc finger protein 664-like
Exons: 4
Biological process (GO): regulation of transcription by RNA polymerase II
Molecular function (GO): RNA polymerase II cis-regulatory region sequence-specific DNA binding; DNA-binding transcription factor activity, RNA polymerase II-specific
Source: RefSeq, a predicted model, not a curated record
GGGGAAGGGGAGGAGCAGGAAGGCGAGGAGCACGAAGAGGAGCGGCCCGAGGAGGAGCAGCAGUGGCAGGAGCAUUGCGGGGCUCCACGGCGAGCCCGCUGAGCCCGCAGCUCGGCUGGCCCCGGCAGCAUCGCAUUGCCCUGCGUGCCGCGGCCAGCAGCGCUGGGUGGUCGGGGAGUCACCGCUCCACUCACGGCACACACCACUUACAAGUUCGGAUUUCCCAUUCCCAGACCUUAUCUGGAUAGAGGAGAAGGCUGCGAGGAAGCAGAAUAUGCUCCAGAACACUGAGGCAGACAAGGAGCUGAAGAUGGAGAGCAGGGAGGACAAAUCCCCACGGCAGAACCUCAUGGACGAGGCCGUUUUGAGCGGCUCCACAGCACGGGAACCUAAUGGGGCUGAAAAGCCUCGGAGAUCCCUCAGGAGGAGGGGCUCCAAACCCAGCCCAGGAUAUGCUGAGGGAGAAAGACCCAGCCUGUGCCAGGAAGGCAGCCAGAGAUCUGGCCAGAGCUCUGAGGUGGUGGUCAAUGAGCAGCUUAAUGAUGGCAAGAAGCCCCACCAGUGCUUGGAAUGUGGGAAGAGUUUUCCCGCGAGCUCCCACCUGAUCAUCCACCAGAGGAUCCACACCAGGGAACGGCCCUACGAGUGUGGGGAAUGUGGGAAGAGCUUCAGGAUCAGCCACCAACUCACUGCCCACCAGAGGAUCCACACUGGGGAACGCCCCUACGAGUGUGGGUAAUGUGGGAAGAGGUUCCAGACCAGCUCCCACCUGAUCACCCACCGAAGGAUCCACACUGGGGAAUGGCCCCACGAGUGUGGGGAAUGUGGACAGAGGUUCAGGAUCAGCUCCCACCUGAUCGCCCACCAGAGGAUCCACACCGGGGAACGGCCCCACAAGUGUGAGGAAUGUGGGAAGAGCUUCAGGAUCAGCUCCCACCUGAUCGUCCACCAGACGACCCACACCAGUGAACGGCCCUAUAAAUGUGGAGAAUGUGGGAAAGGCUUCAGGAGGAGCUCCAGCCUGAAACUCCACCAGAUGACCCACACUGGGAUACGCCCCUAUGUGUGUGGGGAAUGUGGGAAGGGCUUCCGUGACAGCUCUCGCCUGAUCAUCCACCAGACAAUGCACACUGGGGAAUGCCCCUACACGUGCUCAGAAUGUGGGAAGAGCUUCAUUGAGAACUCCAGCCUGAUUAUGCACCAGAGGAUCCACACUGGGGAGAGGCCCUACGAGUGCGGGGAAUGUGGGAAAAGCUUCAUCCAGAGCUGCCAUCUGAUUCUCCACCAGAGGAUCCACACUGGGGAGAGGCCCUGUAAGUGCAGGGAAUGUGGGAAAAGCUUCACUGCGCCCUCCGCCCUGAUUGCCCACCAGAGGAUCCACACUGGGGAGAGGCCCUACAAGUGCGGGGAAUGUGGGAAAAGCUUCAGCCAGAGCUCCAGCCUGACUGUCCACCAGAGGAUCCACACUGGGAAGAAGCACUAUGAGUGUCCUGAGUGUGGGGAGAGGUUUCAGAGCAGAUACCGUCUCCUCAAGCAUCAGCAGAUUCACACAGAAUAGAGGCCCUUCCACUGCCCCGAGUGCAGGAGGGGCUUUAAGAAAAACUCCACCCUCAUCACCCACCAGCGGAUCCACGCUGGGGAGAGGCCCUAAGAGUGUCCCAAGUGUGGCAAGCGCUUCUCCCAGAACUCUACUAUGACCCAGCACCAAGGGAGGCAGCAGUAAGGGAAGCCCUACAAGUGCCCCGUGUGCAGGAAGAGCUUUGAGCGCUGCUCCAACUCCAUCCCCCACUGGAGGACCCCCAUUGGAUGGUCCACGAUGACCCUCGUUUGGCAGAGACUUGGUGAUCCAUGGUCCUUUUGAUCCAUGUUAGGAAGAAACCUGGCUGGUGAUCUCCACAUCUUCCUGGCUCCUCUUGGACACUCGGGCAGCAGGAGAAAAAUCCAUUGGGUUGCAAACCGCCAUCAGAAUUUCAUAGGGGACAGUACAGUUUUUUACUUUGGACCCCAAAAAUAUCUCACCUUUUGCAUCCAAUCAUUUCUUCAGGUGGCAUCAAGGAAUACUGGAUGGUGUUGGAGGUCUUUUCCAACCUAAAUCAUUCCAUGAUUCUAAUUGUCUCUGGCCCAUAGGUGUCUUGCACAGCCAAAUGGUGAUGGACUGGGGCACAAAACCAGGAUUUUGGAGACAGUGGAGUAGAAAUUCCUCUAGAAAAGAUCCUUUCUACCCACCCAGGCACAUGGAUACUCAGCCAGCAUGUACACGUAAAUCCUUUUAUUUUGGCCUU